Messenger RNA from Acanthopagrus latus (yellowfin seabream), 2934 nucleotides. Its product is annotated as forkhead box K2. Gene Ontology annotation, biological process: regulation of transcription by RNA polymerase II. Bases 695 to 2530 code for a protein of 611 amino acids. The transcript has 9 exons. The record is from RefSeq and is a predicted model, not a curated record. NCBI's taxonomy places the organism in Eukaryota, Metazoa, Chordata, Actinopteri, Spariformes, Sparidae. Gene Ontology annotation, molecular function: RNA polymerase II cis-regulatory region sequence-specific DNA binding; protein binding; DNA-binding transcription factor activity, RNA polymerase II-specific.
GGCAACGUGGAAAACCCGGCAUGGAUUCUGUAGUGGAGGAGGAAGACCGUCGUGCACUGUGUCUUCACGCUGCUGCGACGUGGAGACCGUUUUGGAGCCGAAUCCUGCAAAAUGACCGGACACGCGUGUUUGUUUCUUGAUUUUAAAGCGUGAUUAGUCAGUGAUAUCGAUGCACUAACAUAGAUAAUCGAUAAUCGAUCGCUGUGGGGAUUAUUGUGACCGAUAGCACGUGUGAACUCGUCGCUCCACUCCUUCGCCGUGUAGUUGGGGGUGGGAGAAAAAAAAAGUCCACUCCGCCUCUUCGUUUUCACCAGGCAGCAUAUGCGCGUAUUGCUACCCACCAACCGACCUUGAAUCGUCCUCGGAUUAAUUCUCGCUCGUGAUUGGUCGCAGCCGCGGAGCUGCAACAGCUCACUGGAUUCUCAUUGGCGGAGCGCGCUGUCUGUCAAGUCAUAUCCGCCUCCUGCUCUGUUUGGUUGGAUCUCUCCCCUACCCUUUCUCUCGGCGGUGGGUCGGAGCCGCUGUCCCUGGCCUCGCAUGUUCCCCUCUAAAUUCCUGUUUUGAAUUUGAUGCCCCUCUUGUAGAUUUACUCCAUUUUUCACGCCUCUGUAAGGCCACAGUCGGGCGUCUGCACACCGGUGUUUUUUUUUAUAUUUUGUCCCAGUAUUUGUCGUUCAGACAGUUUAACCCGAACAUGGCCGUGGUGAGCGGAUCGUCUGGGCCGGUUGCCCGGCUCGAGGGCCGUGAAUUCGAAUACAUGAUGAAAAAGCGCUCGGUGACCGUCGGCCGGAACUCGUCUCAGGGCUCCGUGGACGUGAGCAUGGGCCACUCCAGCUUCAUCUCGCGGAGGCAUCUGGAGAUAUUCACCGCCAGCGACGACGGCACCGGCAGCGGAGAUUUUUACCUGAGGUGUCUCGGUAAAAACGGGGUGUUUGUAGACGGAGUGUUCCUCAGACGGGGCGCCCCUCCUCUGCAGCUACCGCGAAUGUGCACGUUCAGGUUCCCCAGCACAAACAUCAAGAUCACAUUCACGGCUCUGUCCACCGGGAAGAAGGUGAAGCGCGAAGCUCCAGAGUCCCCAGUGAAGCCGGUGCAGCCCCAGAUCUCCCCGCUGACCAUCAACAUUCCAGACAACAUCGCUCACCUCAUGAGCCCCCUGCCAUCGCCCACCGGCACCAUUAGUGCUGCUAACUCGUGCCCCUCCAGCCCGCGAGGCGCAGGCUCGUCAGGCUACAGGAUGGGCGGCCGCAUGGUCAGCUCUGCAGAGCUGCAGCUUCUUAACGACAACUCGCAGCCCGAGAACGACAAAGACGCCUCCGGAGGGGACAGUCCCAAGGACGACUCCAAACCUCCGUACUCCUAUGCACAGCUGAUAGUUCAGGCCAUCACACUGGCUACGGACAAGCAGCUCACACUAAAUGGAAUCUACAAUCACAUCACAAAGAAUUAUCCUUAUUACAGGACUGCAGACAAGGGCUGGCAGAACUCGAUCCGUCACAACCUGUCGUUGAACCGCUACUUCAUCAAAGUGGCGCGGUCGCAGGAGGAGCCGGGAAAAGGUUCGUUCUGGAGGAUAGACCCGUCCUCGGAGGGCAAGCUCAUCGAGCAGGCCUUCAGGAAACGAAGGCCCCGGGGAGUCCCCUGCUUCAGGACCCCACACGGACCUCUCUCCUCCAGGAGUGCCCCAGCGUCUCCCAAUCACUCGGGGGUUCUCUCCGCUCACUCGAGCGGCGUCCAGACCCCCGACAGCCUAUCACGAGAGGGCUCCCCGGUCCCCCUGGAGCUGGACACCUCCUCGGCUCCUGCCCCGACCUCCACCACAGUGACCCAGCCCAAACUGGCAGUCAUCCAGGAAGCACGCUUUGCACAAAACACACCAGGCUCGCCUGUUAACAACCAGCCGGUACUCAUAGCAGUCCCGCGUCAGUUACCUCAAACCAUUAAGCCAGUGACCUACACCAUGGCCUCCCCCGUGAGCACCAGCACCUCCCAGCCUGCUGUCCAGACGGUCCACGUCCUGCAGCAGAUCCCAGCAGGGUCCCUCAGCUCCGCCGUCAUCGCCCAGCCGGCCACCAUCAUCAACAAGAGCGAACUGCAGGAGAACGGAGAGCACACAGAGGUCAAAGUCAAAGUGGAGACGGUCCCCACCAUCACCUCUAUAGGCGGCUCCAGUCGCAUCAUCCAGAGCACCCAGUCAGCCACGCCCCUGCAGACCGUUACCAUAGUGCAGUCGGCCCCCGUGGGUCAGCACCAGCUGCCCAUUAAGGCCAUCACGCAGAACGGCACCCACAGCAUCACCACUGCCAUCCAGGGACCCGUCAGCUCAGCUACAGUCGUGGCGAGCCCCCUCCACCUGCUGGCGACCCACGCCUCCGCCUCAGCCCUCCUCCCCACCAAACGACAGAACGGGGACCAGCUGGCCGCCGAACAGCCCGACGCCAAGCGCAUCAAAUCAGAAGACGAGGCGGCCCCGACCUCCUCGACCCCGGCGGACUCGUCAGCAGCUAACAACUCGGGAGCCCACAACUAGUCUGUACAACCACACGCCACACGACCCUGCCCUCCUCCUCCACAUCCACAUCCACCUUCUCCUCCCUCCACCGUUUCUCUCUCCUCGUCCCUGUCGUUCGUUUUGUUUCUCCUCCUUCUACCACUGACUCCCGAGGUGCCAAAACGGAGAGGACUCUUUUUCAUUUUCACUUUGGGUUUUAUCUGUUCUAGAGCAUCGACAAAAAAAUAAAAAAUAAAAAAAGGAAGAAAUAAUGUCCACCCCUUUAAAGACUGGAACGUGGGUUGAGAACAAAAAAACAAAAACUAAACUAAAAUGGGACAAAGAUGAACUCAAAGGUGUCCCCUGUGAGCCACUGAAACAGGAGAGUGACUAAAAGGAAAAAAAAAACAAAAAAACAAGACCACAGGAAGCCUUAACAACAA